AUGGCCUCCUCUGAUCAAAAUGCAGCAUUGACGGUCUUAGUGAGCUGCCCAGUUUGCUUUACAGUAGCAAAACCACCUGUGUCACAAUGUACCAAUGGGCACAUAGUCUGUUUGCAAUGUCGCCCGAGAGUCUCCAACUGCCCUACCUGCCAAAAGACUCUGGGACAUAUUCGCAGUCUGAUAACUGAACAGCUUUCUUCCUCGUUACGACUGCCCUGCCGUAACGAAGCUUUCAAAUGCACCGAAAUGUUAUACGAAGUAGAUCGAGAGGAUCAUGAAACCAUCUGCUUCUUCAACCCAUUAACUUGUCCUUUUUCAUAUCUCGAUUGCAGAUGGGAGGGAGCUCGGCCUAAUUUGCUGUCGCAUAUCCGCCAAACUCACCCUCAAGUGCCCCAUCUUGAUCAAAAUGCAGUAAACUUUUUUGGAAUUCAUGCUGAGAAUGACUUUCCCAAAAGCUGGGCAGUCAUUCUAAAAUGUUACUCUCAGUAUUUCUUGAUAAUGGUAACCAACAUGGCGGAAUCUCCCACGUUUCUUACUAAUGUCUACCUUUUAUCUGAUGAACCUCCCCGUCCAUCUUCUCUCUCUUAUUUCGUUGCAUUCAAAAGAGGCUCCAACAUGUUACAUUGGAAAUCAUCCCAAAUCCCCUUAUGGGGAUCGACCGAUCCUCACAGCUCUAGCAUUCCUUUAGGUUUAUCAACUGAAUUUAUUUACUCCUUUUGCGCCCAUAAUAAUUUUAAAUUUUUCGUCAAAAUAAUGAACUGUUGA
Centruroides sculpturatus (bark scorpion) is the source of this 765-nucleotide messenger RNA. Its product is annotated as E3 ubiquitin-protein ligase siah2-like. Gene Ontology annotation, cellular component: cytoplasm. Lineage: Eukaryota; Metazoa; Arthropoda; Arachnida; Scorpiones; Buthidae. Gene Ontology annotation, biological process: multicellular organism development; proteasome-mediated ubiquitin-dependent protein catabolic process. Gene Ontology annotation, molecular function: zinc ion binding; ubiquitin conjugating enzyme binding; ubiquitin protein ligase activity. The coding region runs from base 1 to 765 and encodes 254 amino acids. The transcript has a single exon. The record is from RefSeq and is a predicted model, not a curated record.